CCCAAAGUGACAGUAAGAUAGGAACAACAUCUAUUUUCUUCGUCAUUGUUGUCCUGACAUCCAUGAAUCACCGCCAAGAUCCGGCCCAUAUAUCAACUACCACCUACUCACAUUAAUUUUAAGGUUCUAAACAAAACCCACCAUUUUUCUGUAGCAAAACCAGUCAAAACAAAAAACAUGGCAGAAGUCCAACUACCCACAUACGACAUCGUCAUCUUUGGAGCAUCAGGUUUCACAGGCAAAUACGUUGUCAGAGAAGCCCUUAAAUUUCUCAACACCCAAAAUUCCCCUCUCAAAACCCUAGCUUUAGCAGGCAGAAACCCAUCCAAAUUGACCCAAGCCCUCAAAUGGGCCAACCCAUCUUACCCAACCGAAAUCCCACUCAUCACUGCAGACACAUCUGACCCACUUUCCCUUUUCCGUAUGGCAUCUCAAGCUAAGCUUGUUCUGAACUGUGUGGGCCCAUUUCGUCUUUAUGGUGAACCUGUUGUUAAUGCUUGUGUUGAAGCAGGUUGUGAUUAUUUGGAUAUUUGUGGUGAACCGGAAUUUAUGGAAAGAAUGGAAGCUGGGUAUCAUGAGAAGAGUGUUGAGAAAGGGAGUUUGGUGGUUUCUGCUUGUGGGUUUGAUUCGGUUCCUGCUGAAUUUGGGUUUAUGUUUAAUUCUAGACAGUUUGUUUCCCCUGCUGUUCCGAAUCGGGUUGAGGCUUAUUUGAGUCUUGAAUCGGAUAAACGGAUUGUGGGCAACUUUGGGACGUUUGAGUCUGCGGUUUUGGGAGUGGCUAAUGCUGAUAAAUUGGCUGCCUUGAGACGGUCUAGACCCAAAAGAUCUCGACCUUUGAUACCUGGUCCUGGUCCUGUAAAAGGAUCCACUAUUGAAAACCAAAAAGAGCUCGGGCUUUGGGCGGUGAAACUACCAUCUGCAGAUGCUAUUGUGGUUAGGAGAACACUGGCAGCCCUUACUGAUAACCCUGCUGGUCUGCAGGGUGUCAAUGAGGAUCCUAAACAGGCAGAGAAACGAGCGGCUUUUUGGGCAACAAUUAAACCUGCUCAUUUUGGUGUUAAGAUUGCCACCAAGAAGCUUGUGGGUGUCCUUGGCUUCAUUCUGGUCGGAAUAUCAAUUGGGCUGCUGGGGAGCUUCUCAUUUGGGAGGUGGCUUCUGUUGAAAUUCCCUUCGGUUUUCAGUUUUGGGGGGUUUAGGAAGACGGGUCCAACUGAGGAGGAAGUGGCUAGUGCCACUUUCAAGAUGUGGUUUGUUGGCACUGGCUUUAGUGAUGCUAGUCUUGCUACUCGUGGAAAUGCGCCUGAUACAGAGAUCAUUACGAGAGUGAUGGGACCUGAGAUCGGGUAUUUGACUACUCCCAUCAUUUUGAUUCAGUGUGCUUUAGUUGUUUUGAAGCAUCGCCAAGAUCUUCCGAAAGGCGGCGUGUAUCCUCCUGGGAUCGUUUUUGGCCCAACUGAUCUUCAAGAACGACUUCAGGAGAACGGAAUUUCAUUUGAUUUGAUUUCAGAAAAAUGAUACUUUCACAGAAACGGUGGUCAUGUGGUCUAAGUGACAUAAACAUGGCAGCAUAAUGUUGAAGGCGGGUCGAUUUCCUGGACUGGUUCCUUGCUGCUUCCCCCCUUGUCCUUACAAUGUAACGCCGCCACGCAAGUUGUAUAUUAACAGCAGCCCAUGUUCUCCAAUUUGAUGAAUAGUACCUUGCCCUUCUCUUCAUCUUUUCAUUAACAAAGGUGUAACGAAAAUGAUUUGUGAUGUACCUUAAAUGGUUUGCAUCUAGUGCGAAUGCUUCUGUUGCCUUGGCACAAGUGAAUGUCGCUGUUGCAGCCGGAUAACGGUUUAUAAAUGGAACCCGAAGGCACCAUGAGAGAAGCUCAUCACCGAAAAAACUCCCUGGUUCCAGUGUGCUUGUUGCAACCAUGCCACAGCUUAGACAUUGGGUUCUCUUCACCCGCCCAUGAACUAUAAACACCAUUCUCUGUACAGGAUCUCCUUCUCUAAUAAUCUGUUCACCAUAAAGCAAAUGUUAGUUUUUUUGGUCCAAAUUUCAAUACACUUUCUAGUAUUACUGUUUUGUGUUA
Molecule: messenger RNA, 2078 nt
Organism: Erigeron canadensis
Lineage: Eukaryota; Viridiplantae; Streptophyta; Magnoliopsida; Asterales; Asteraceae
Product: probable mitochondrial saccharopine dehydrogenase-like oxidoreductase At5g39410
Exons: 3
Coding region: 178-1515 (445 amino acids)
Biological process (GO): glycolipid biosynthetic process
Cellular component (GO): mitochondrion; lipid droplet; plasma membrane
Source: RefSeq, a predicted model, not a curated record